Molecule: messenger RNA, 2752 nt
Organism: Xenopus laevis (African clawed frog)
Lineage: Eukaryota; Metazoa; Chordata; Amphibia; Anura; Pipidae
Gene: adam11.S
Product: ADAM metallopeptidase domain 11 S homeolog
Exons: 27
Coding region: 201-2486 (761 amino acids)
Biological process (GO): proteolysis
Cellular component (GO): endomembrane system; plasma membrane
Molecular function (GO): metalloendopeptidase activity; metallopeptidase activity
Source: RefSeq, a predicted model, not a curated record
AUACAGGAGCCUGUGCCUCUCACACACACACUGCAGAUCCAGCAUCGUUGGGCACACAGCUAGGGAGCACUACACCCUGAUGGUGACGGGGGCACAAAGAAGCCGGGCUGAUGUCCCCAGGCUGAGGGCUCCUGUCUGUGUGAGGCUCUUCCCUGUCACCCCCAUGCCCCCUGUGCUCAGGGCUGAAUGAUUAUGUAUGAAUGAUGUGUCUGGGGCUGCUCUGGGUUGUAGCUGCUGUGAUCUCUACCAGUGCUACUAUGCCUCCAUUGGAUUCUUCACUGGUCAAUACCACAGUCCCCCCCAUCACUGCGGACUCCCCAAAGAGAUGGCACCAGAAGCUCGAUCACUCACAGAUCACCCACCCCAGCCGCUUGGUGGAGCACACGUCUGGAGCUGAGACCCACAGAUAUCAACUGGACACCAGGGUUAGAAGUGAGAACCCUAAUGACCCGGAUGCCCAUGUUGCACACGCCAGUUUCCUUGUGCCGUACUUUGAGAAGAAUUUUAUUCUGGAUCUGGAGCUAAAUCAUCACCUUCUAUCAUCGAAGUAUGUGGAGCGGCACUAUGGCGAGGACAAUAAUUCUCCCGUGCUGACUGGUGGAACAUCUGGCAAUCACUGUUAUUAUCAGGGAAAAUUGCGAGGGGCAGAGGAUUCGUGGGCUGCUAUUUGCACUUGCAACGGUCUCAGUGGCGCUUUUUCUGACGGAGUUUACAAAUAUACAAUAUAUCCUUUGGAACAGAGCACAGCGACAGAAAAAUGGCCUCAUGUUAUUGACCGAAUAAAGAAAUGCUCAGAGCCAGACUGUGAACAUCACACGAUUCUUCCAGGCUCCAAAAUACGGAGGAAAAGACAGGUUCGUCGGACAUCACACUCAGCUCUGACUGAAACCAAAUAUGUUGAACUCAUGGUGGUGAAUGACCGAUAUUUGUUUGAUCAGCAGCGCCAGUCUGUGGUUCUGACCAGUAGCUUCGCCAAGUCAGUGGUGAAUUUAGCUGAUGUUAUUUUUAGAGAACAACUAAACACCCGGAUUGUGCUGGUUGGCAUGGAAACCUGGACGUCUACAGACAAGAUAACUGGGAGUGAGGAUCCCCUGCAGGUUUUGGAUGAAUUCAUGAGGUACCGGAGAGCCAAAAUCCCGGAGCAUAGCGACACCACUCACCUCUUCUCAGGACGCACUUUUAAGAACAGUCGCAGUGGGGCAGCUUAUUUCGGCGGCAUCUGCUCUCAAACCCAUGGUGGUGGCGUGAAUGAGUAUGGGAAUAUUGGCGCCAUGGCAGUUACAUUGGCCCAGACCCUGGGGCAAAACCUUGGCAUGAUGUUGAAUAAGCCACGCACUACAGCUGGUGACUGCAAAUGUCCUGAUCUAUGGCUGGGCUGCAUCAUGGAGGAUAUUGGAUACUACCUCCCCCAGAAGUUUUCCCGCUGCAGCGUGAAUGAGUACAGCCAGUUCCUGCAAGAUGGAGGAGGCAACUGUCUGUUUAAUAAACCCCUCAAGCUUCUGGAUCCUCCAUCCUGUGGCAACGGUUUCGUUGAGAUUGGGGAGGAGUGUGACUGCGGCUCUCCUGCUGAAUGUAACAAGUCCAGAGCAGGGAAUUGCUGCAAGAAGUGCACCCUCAGCCAUGAUGCUAUGUGCAGCGACGGAUUGUGCUGCCGAGGCUGUAAGUAUGAGCCCCGGGGGACUGUUUGCCGUGGGUCUGUUAAUGAAUGUGAUGUGCCAGAGACUUGCCCCGGAGAUUCCAGCAUGUGCCCCAUAAAUCUACACAAGCAAGAUGGAUACUUCUGUGACAACGAGCAGGGUCGAUGUUUUGGAGGACGCUGCAAGACCAGAGAUCGGCAGUGCCAUGCACUAUGGGGUCGCAGUGCAUCGGAUCGGUUUUGCUAUGAAAAAUUAAACAUCGAGGGGACAGAGAAGGGUAACUGCGGCAGAGACAGGCAGAACUGGAUUCAGUGUAGCAAACAGGAUGUGCUGUGCGGAUAUCUUCUGUGCUCCAAUAUUUCUGGAAUUCCUCAGAUUGGCGAGCUGAAUGGAGACAUAACUAGCAUGAGCUUCUACCAUCAGAAUCGAUACUUGGACUGCAGAGGGGGACAGGUGAUGCUGCCUGAUGGAUCCUGCUUGGGAUAUGUGGAAGAUGGGACGCCGUGUGGCCCCAAUAUGAUGUGUUCGGAUCGGAGGUGCCUCCCCGCAUCUGCUUUUAAUUUCAGCACCUGCCCUGGUAGCUGGAAUGGAGUAAUCUGCUCAGAUCAUGGGGUUUGCAGCAAUGAAGGAAAGUGCAUCUGCCACCCAGAAUGGACUGGAAAGGACUGCAGCAUGUACGAUCCGCUACCUGUCACUAAACCUACAGGAUUGAUGGAAAAAAAAGGUCCUAGUGGUACCAAUAUCAUCAUUGGAUCCAUUGCCGGGGCUGUCCUCAUUGCUGCAAUUGUGCUUGGAGGGACUGGAUGGGGUUUCAAGAAUAUCCGAAGAGGAAGAUCUGGAGGUGGAUAGGCAAGAACUAUGCGCUCGCUCACCAUUCUUCAAUAAUUAAAAUCAAUUCCAUUACGAUCCCUCUGGGACUUUGCUGAGGAAACUAACAAUCAAACUGGAGUGUAAAGAAUGGAAGGGGAGCAGCAGCCUAUUUCUAAUGGGAAAAACUCUUCAGAUCUCUCUCUCUCUCUGUCUUCCAAAACUGGAGUUUAACUGCCAGUCCUUUGGGGAACAAACAAACUCUUCGACCAAGAAUGAAGAGAGGGGGCAGUCGGGGAAGCUUAUUU